AUGGGCGCGGGAAGGGAGGGCGAGCACCGAGACGACCCCGUACCGUCGCUGCUUCGUGCGUCGCCGUCAGCCGCGGACCUCGCGCGCGAGCUCUCCGUGUUCCCCCAGGACCUGAUUCUUCCCCACUUGGCAACGUCGGAUUCCCAGCAACAGACAGGCGCUGCCGCCCCAGCACAGAAGCAUGGCAACGAAGCGCAGAGUAGGACAAGCAACGCCAGCCCAUGUGCGGGAUUCUUCAUCCGUCGCCGCCCACCGCCGCCCUCGGAAGUCCCUGAGGAGCUCCCCGAGGUGACUUUUGAGCCGACUCAGAAAUUCUUCAUCCGUCGCCGCCCACCGCCGCCCUCAGAGGUGCCGGAGGAGCUCCCCGUGCCGCCCAUCUGUGCCUACAUGGGACAAAUCGUGCAUCGGUAUGUCAGAGGAAGCUUCCUGGACGGUGCCUGUGGGGAGAAUCUGGGGAGCUGUGGAUCGGGAGAGAGGAGGCAGGAGAGAAAGGGGUGUGCGACAGGGGAAGGAGAGGAGCAGCCGCAGCAGCAGCAGCAAUGCAGGACAGUGCGACAGGGGGAGGAGAAGCAGGAGCAAGAGACGCAGCAUGAAGAGCAGAGAGAGCGGGACCUUAGAAAAGGGGAGGAAGAAAAUUCACCGUGGUUACCACCGCAGCAGCAACAGGACUCGCACUCCCUGCCGCCACAUUCGCUCUCCUCCUCGCCUCUCUUCAUCCCCUGUGGCCGGCCGCGGUCCAAGCUGGCGGUGAAGCAGCAGGCGUCAGUGCUGACGAGGCUCAGCCACGGGUACAACUGGCUGCUCAGGCUCAACAACGUGGCAUUUGUGCUGCUCAUAAUGGCAUCACCAGUCCUCCUCGCUUUGCUCUUCACACCACUCUUCCUGAGCCUCGCCUCGGGUUUCGCCUUCCCACCAGACAGCCCCGAGUUCGAAUCCCUCGACCUCCACACUAUCCUCUACAGCCCGCUCGCCCCGCCUCUCGACCAAUGGGAGCGCGCCAGCAGGGCGGGUCCGGUGGCGGUGGCGGCAUGCUGGGUGUGUGCUGCGCUCAUGCGUGCAGGGCAGUGGCUGUAUGUCGCUCUGCACUUCUUCCUCUUCACCCUCUCUCUCUGCACCACGUUCGGAGGAUCGCCGCUGCAGGUGCUCUCGCCCCCUGCACUCGUGCUCUCCAAUAUUCUCACGCUGCUCGCACAGCUCAACUUCGUCUUCCUCAGCGGUGCAGUGUUUGCUCGCAUCGGCCGCCCAGCAGAGACGGUGCGGUGCUCUCGCUUCGUCACAAUUGCCACUCAGCCCUUGACCGGCCAUGGCACGGAGAAGAGAAGGAUUCUCACGGCACGGUUUGCCCUGGUGGGGCUGAACUCGCACGAGCUGGUGAACGUGAAACUCGCCCUCUCGCUGCGCCUCUUCCUCCCAUCCUCUUCCGGGGAGGUGCACUGCUGCCUGCACGACCUGCAGCUCGUCAAAUCCGAGCUGCCCUACAUGCGCUUUGGCUUCAAUCUGCGGCACAUAGUGGAUGACUCUAGCCCCUUGCACGGCCUCUCACUCAGUGACCUGCUGGCAGCAGACGCCUCUCUCUCGCUCACCAUAUCCGGCCUUGAGCGCACCUCAAUGCAGCCGGUCUUUGUGGUCAAG
Closterium sp. Yama58-4 is the source of this 1632-nucleotide messenger RNA. The record is from the annotation of a GenBank genome assembly. Lineage: Eukaryota; Viridiplantae; Streptophyta; Zygnematophyceae; Desmidiales; Closteriaceae.